UGAGACAGCCCUUUUUUCUUCUUUUACCUGAAGCAGCUGUGAAAUAAAAACAAUUUUUAAAUAAAAACCUCGGAAAAAACAAAAAUGAAUGUUGGCGAUAGAAUUGAAGUUAAGGAGACGGAUAUGAAGCCAAAUAUGGUCACUCAAGCGAUGGAUAUUGUAAGGGAUGGAAUACAAAAACACAGUCAAGAUAAAGAUAUUGCUAGUUUUGUUAAAGAUACUUUUGAACAACGUUUUGGCCCUACUUGGCAUUGUGUAGUGGGAAGGAGCUUUGGUUCUCGAGUUUCUUAUGAAUUGGAGACUUUUGUAUUACUUAAAGCUAAUCAACAUACUGUACUUGUUUUUAAAUGUGGAUGAAAUAAAAAAGAAUAAUCAAAAAAAGUAAAAAUUAUAUUUUAAAUAAUAAUCAAAAAAAUUUUUUAAUGUUUUACACAAUUCAUGAAUAAAUGUUUUUAAGCAUGAGCAGCAAAUAAUCUAGAAAAAAAUUAAUUAGGUAUCUUAGUAACAAUUCGUCUUAGACAUAUAAAAAUCAGUUAUUACUUUGAAAAAUUAGGAAAUCUUAUUUCCAAAAAAACACGGAAAUAAUCUUACUUCGGUUAUAAUCCCACUUAAUGGCCGGCCCCUAGACAAGGAUAAUGUAUGCGGUAAAGAAAGUAAAGGUGUAAGAAGGUUCCUGCUGUGGCUAUGCUUUUGAUGAACUCCUACUACUAUGAUAACGAGAUUCAACUGAUGUAUUUUUUUUAUUUUUAUAUUACCUGACACUGGAAACGGAUGAAAUAUUUCCGGGGGUUCUCUGGAGCAGGUCAAUUUAC
Messenger RNA from Meloidogyne enterolobii, 812 nucleotides. The record is from the annotation of a GenBank genome assembly. NCBI's taxonomy places the organism in Eukaryota, Metazoa, Nematoda, Chromadorea, Rhabditida, Meloidogynidae.